AUGCCCACUCUCCUCUCCAGCAAAAUCGCCUUCAUAGGCGGCGGCAACAUGGCGUCAGCCAUAAUCGGCGGCCUCAUCUCAAAAGGUGUGCCAACCUCAAACAUAAUAGUCUCGGAGCCAUGGGACGUGAACCGCGCAAAGCUCUCGGCAACCGGCAUCCCAACAACAACGGACAACGCGUCCGCGGCAUCGAGCGCCGACAUCGUCAUCAUCGCCGUAAAACCGCAGGUAGCACACGACGUAUGCACUGAGCUUGGCGCAUCAUGGACAUCGCGGGCUUCGCUGCCGAUCCUCGUUAGCAUUGCGGCUGGUAUCACACUUGCUAGUUUGCAGGAGUGGUCGCGGACGACAGACGGACGUGGCGCGCAUGUUGUGCGUGUUAUGCCUAACACUCCUGCGCUUGUCGGUGAGGGGGCUUCGGGUGCUUAUGCUAGUGCGGACGUGAACGGAGAUGAGAAGGAGCUUGUUAAUGCACUUUUGAGUAGUGUUAGUCAGGCUACAGAGUGGGUUGAUCGGGAGGAGUUGCUUGAUGUUGUGACUGGACUUUCUGGCUCUGGUCCCGCUUACUUCUUCGCUAUGGUCGAGCACCUUAUUGCUAGUGCUACUGCGCUGGGUCUGCCAAAGGACCAGGCUACCCGACUCGCUACGCAGACUUGUCUCGGUGCUGGCAAGAUGCUUGUCGAGUCGUCUGAUGAACCGGGCCAGUUGCGGAAGAACGUCACUAGCCCGAACGGCACUACCUAUGCGGCUCUGCAAACCUUUGAGAAACUUGGGUUUGAAGGUAUUGUUGAUAAGGCUGUACAGGCGGCUACGUCGCGUUCUGCAGAGCUGGGCGCAAAGUAA
This is a messenger RNA of Penicillium taxi, 843 nucleotides long. Its product is annotated as pyrroline-5-carboxylate reductase family protein. Gene Ontology annotation, biological process: L-proline biosynthetic process. The record is from RefSeq and is a predicted model, not a curated record. The transcript is spliced from 2 exons. The coding region runs from base 1 to 843 and encodes 280 amino acids. Lineage: Eukaryota; Fungi; Ascomycota; Eurotiomycetes; Eurotiales; Aspergillaceae. Gene Ontology annotation, molecular function: pyrroline-5-carboxylate reductase activity.